AUGAACAAAGACGCGACGAGCUGGUUUUCGAACCUCCCUGCCGAGACCAUCGACAACUUUGAUGAUCUCAGCACGGCAUUCAUGAAACACUUUGGCAUGUUUAUGUCAAAAGGCAGCACCAAUCUUUUCACUAUGGCACAGGGAAAAGAUGAGUCUCUUCGCAAGUUCGUCGAGAGAUUCAAAACAGCAGCAGCUGAGCACUCAGACAUCCCCGACAAGAUGGGAAUCAAGGCUUUCGAAAACGGGCUUUGGUUCGAAUCAAAGUUGAAAGAGAGUCUGAUGCUCGACGAACCCGCAACCCUCCAGGACGCUUUGCACAGAUCCCAAAAAUACGUCUGUGUUGAAGAAAGCAAGGCGCACCACUCAAAGAUUCAUGGAAUGACGAAGGAUCAUCUCGGCAUGCAUCAUCUCGUCAAGAGUCAUCUCAUCAGGAGUCAUCUCGUCAAGAGAAUAAAAGGAGGCCUCUAA
Microthlaspi erraticum is the source of this 468-nucleotide messenger RNA. The record is from the annotation of a GenBank genome assembly. NCBI's taxonomy places the organism in Eukaryota, Viridiplantae, Streptophyta, Magnoliopsida, Brassicales, Brassicaceae.